AUGGAGACCAUCAACUUGGACUAUGUUGCCAUUAACCUCGACUGCGUCAACGAGGAUCUGAACGACAUGAGCUCGUGCCAGUACGAGGUGGAGGCGGAAGCUUUUAGCCUGGGACCCUGGUACUUCAUCUCCCAGAUGAUCGGUGAGGCAGCGUCGCCUUCGUUGGACGUGCCAGUCAUGGAGGUUCGGCUCAAGAGCACCGUGAACUUCUACGAGCGGAACCGCGAGACCAGCUUGCACAAGGUGGUGGUCACGGACAUGCUGGGCCUUUCGGAGUCUAGCGUCUCCAGCAACAGCGUGACGCCCACGACUCUUUCGGCCGUAGACAGCCUCCAGGCUCCAUUGGGUAGCUUUCACGAGAGCAGCGCGACGCUGGAAGCCAGCCUCUUGUCCAACAAGACGGUGAAAACCUUCAACGACAUGCAGGGCUCAACCUCCAGCCACUUCUUCGAUGAUACCAUGAUGUAUUGGUACUUGAAGCGCAAUGUCUUUCAGAGCCUCACGGACUUCUUUGAGCACAAGGUCGCCUUGUACCUCAGAUUCGACAGGGACCAGCUCCGCCAGCUCAAGAGCUGCCAGCUCCAAGUGGGUCUGCUCAACCAGGCUCUCUUCAACUUGGUGAAGGACAAUGUGAAGCAAGAUCGCCGGCUCUUCGGCGCCUUUCCGUUCUUCAAGUCAAAUCCAUUCUGCUGGACUCCGGACAACUGGAAUGAUCUUACGCAUAGGUUCGCGCCUGCGGCGGACGAAAGUGUUACGGCCAAUCUGGUUACACUCCAGGCCACUUUGAAGCUCUCCGAGCUUCUGGACUUCCUCUACAACAAAGAUUGGACGGUCCCAGAGGGGCAGGAAGGCACCGGCUACAACUUGAAGCUGAGGACAAAGCUGGACGGAGAGUGCGACACCUACCCGGAGUUCCAGGGCUACUGCUCCGCUUGCAGCCACAGUCCCUGUCAGAACGAGGGGACGUGCAGCGACCUGCCGGGCUUCGAUUACGAAUGCAGCUGCCCUGCCGGAUUUUUCGGCAAGGACUGCAGCAGCACGUCUCCGGUCGAAACGCGGCGGCUGCAGACAGCCGUGGACGCCUGCAAUGUGACCAAGGUGGGCACGCAGUACCCGGAGGACAAGUACUGGUGCAAGUGCCGGAACGGCACGGAGGUGUCAGUGAGGUCGAAUCUGAUCGACGUCAUCAAGAACUGGGGAGUGUUCUUCAACUAUGUGACGAACUUCAACUACAGCUAUACCGACAUUACCUGCGCCGAUGCCAGCAUGAAUGUGAAGACGACCACCAGCCGGGUGAAGUUCACCACGAGCCUGAGGACAGGCGUGGCUCCCAAUGCGUCCACCAACAUCCUCUACAUCCAGCAGCUCUACUGGGGCAGCGGGUUCGGGAGGAACCCGCCCUUCUACGUCAUGGUGUCCGGGCUGGCGGGCAUCGAGCGCAUGCUGGUCACCGAGAUCCAGGUGCCGGACCCCAGUAGCACGGACUCCUUUGCCCUGGAGGUGGUCAGGGACCUGGACGGCUCACGCCUAAAGUUCGACUUGACGGAUCCCGGGGACCCUCCGGCAACGCCCACGAGCCAGUGGAUUUGCCAUGCCAGGCUCUACAACGACGGCAGGUAUUGCGACUGCAGAUGCGGGAUGCCAGAUCCUGACUGCUUUUUCCCCAACCUGCCGGUCCGGAACUGUGGCAGCGGAGAGGCCUGCUCCACCCUCGGGCGCUGUACCACAGCGGAAGCCUUUGCGGGGCUCGCGGACACCAGUCAAGUCUACGUCUCCGAAGCGUGCUCUCAGCUGUACUUCCGUGGGCAUACGGACCUGGUGGGGUUCAUGGGCACGGAGGAGGAGUACCGAAACGCCAGCGGCGGCGGCUGUCCCACCUGCCCCUUCGAGCCAGGGGACUUGUACGGUGGUGCGGCCUCGCUCAGCGAAGCCUGCGAUGAAACGGGAAAGUGCGUCCAGGAGUACAUGUGCAGAUACAAGGCAGAGGGCUAUGUGGACGCUCGCCUGGUGAAGGACUUCGACGACUACCUGGAAGGCCUUGGGGAGGUGUACGACACUGACAAGCGCGGAUUCUACACCACCCAGGGCGGCACCGUCAAUGCCAGCAACGCCUACCGCAUGGUGGUCGUCAAGCUCGGCAGCAGGAGCCCCUUCCCCUACGGGGACGCCCCAACCUACAAGAUCGACAUCGAUCAGGAGACUGUGGUGGCAUCGCUUGCGCCAAUAAAGAGAUCAUCGAGGUGGUGA
Molecule: messenger RNA, 2247 nt
Organism: Effrenium voratum
Lineage: Eukaryota; Dinophyceae; Suessiales; Symbiodiniaceae
Source: the annotation of a GenBank genome assembly